Molecule: messenger RNA, 1183 nt
Organism: Gossypium raimondii (Peruvian cotton)
Lineage: Eukaryota; Viridiplantae; Streptophyta; Magnoliopsida; Malvales; Malvaceae
Product: ras-related protein RABA5e
Exons: 2
Coding region: 308-961 (217 amino acids)
Cellular component (GO): endosome
Molecular function (GO): GTPase activity; GTP binding
Source: RefSeq, a predicted model, not a curated record
GGCUUGGUUGAAAUAAGCCACAGACUUGAAAAUAUUCAAUUUUCUACUCCUUCCCGUUUAAAACGCACUUCACAUUUGAGACACCAAAGCAGCCGUGUGAAACUAUAGCUACGAGCUAUCAAAGCUGUUUGGCAGCUAGGAAACUAACGAGAAAACAAGAAAGUGCAAAACAAUAUACUGAAAGACUCAUCAUUGAUCAGAAAUUUGCACAGCUUAUAGCAGUGGUUGUUAACACUAUAACUGAAGUUAACAACCCCAGCAGACUUAACUGAUCUCUUAGUUAAAGCUAAGCUGAGCUGCUUGGGGAAUGGGUGGGCGGGAAGAAGAGGAGGGAGGUGAGGAAUACUUGUUCAAGAUUGUGCUUAUAGGCGACUCUGCUGUGGGGAAAUCCAAUCUUCUCUCACGUUUUGCUAGAAAUGAGUUUGACAACAACUCCAAGGCUACCAUUGGUGUAGAGUUUCAGACCCAAGUGGUUGAAAUCGAUGGCAAAGAAAUCAAAGCUCAGAUCUGGGAUACUGCUGGCCAAGAAAGGUUUAGAGCUGUUACUUCUGCUUACUAUAGAGGAGCUGUUGGCGCUCUUAUUGUUUAUGAUAUUUCUAGAAGGAGUAGCUUUGAUAGCAUUAAGCGUUGGCUUGAUGAACUUUACACCCAUUGUGAUACAACUGUGGCAAGAAUGGUGGUAGGUAACAAAUGUGAUUUGGAGAAUAUUAGAGAUGUGAGUGUGGAGGAAGGGAAAAGCCUUGCUGAAGAAGAAGACUUAUUCUUCAUGGAGACAUCUGCCCUCGAAUCCACCAAUGUUCAGACUGCUUUCGAGGUUGUUAUCCGAGAAAUCUACAACAAUGUAAGCCGAAAAGCCCUGAAUUCCGAGGCAUAUAAGGCGGAGUUGUCUGUUAAUCGAGUAACCCUUGUCAAGGAUGGGGCUAACACAUCCAAGGAGGGCUUCUCCUGCUGUGCAAGAUAAAUAUACACCACAAUCUUCAACUUCCAGUUCUAUUCCACACUCUUCCCUGGUGGCGGGGUUGGUGCUUAUUUUUGAUCUUGAGAUGUUUAUGAAAUAAGACUGCAUUUGCAUUCUUAGAUGUACUAUUCCCAUUAUUUUAUCAUUAAGUCUGUCACAAUUCUGGAAUUCAUCACUCUACUACAUAGUGGGGUUUCAAAGAAUAUGAUAAAGAUGUUGAAUGAA